This is a messenger RNA of Stylonychia lemnae, 1035 nucleotides long. NCBI's taxonomy places the organism in Eukaryota, Ciliophora, Spirotrichea, Sporadotrichida, Oxytrichidae. The record is from the annotation of a GenBank genome assembly.
AUGUCAUAUCACAUCUCAGACCCACUUAUCAGAGCAGAGAACGAUUAAAAGGAUCUUAUAAUUGCUUAGCUUAAAGCUGAAGCUUUUGAACUUAGAUAAAAGGAUAGAGAUUUUAGGUCACUUCAUGAGCAAUAUCUAAACAUUUAACACAAACGUCGUAAAGGAGAUGACUACAGUGUGGAUCAUCAAGGACUUCUAAGAAUGAGUGAUGAUAAAUUAGAAAGAAUCGAGGCAAUGAGAGCUGAUAUUCAAAGAAAAACAGAUUUAAAUCACGCUUUAAAACUUGACAUUAGUGAUUAAGAAAGAGAAGCCCUUAAACUAUCAGACGAGGUGAAAUAGCAGCUAUCCUAAAAUGAUGUGGUUAGAAGUCAAAAUAUCUCCAAAUAAAAGAAAAUAGAGAUUCAAGAAAAAGAUAACUGGCAUUUCCAAAGUGAGCUAGAAAGAUUAGUUGCUAGAAACCAAGACCAUUUGCAAGAAAUUGACGGAAAAAGAGUAUAAGAAAAUAGAUAGGAGCAAGAAUUAAGAGAGAAGUAGUAAUAACUUCAAGAUAUCAAAGAUCGAAUCAAUUAAUAUGAAAAAAGUAUUAAUGAUAAUGAGAGGAGAUUAUUGAACGAGAAUUAAAGAUAAGAAGAAAUCUCAUAGAGAAUCAGAUAGCAAAGAAUACUUGUUGAUGAAUCAGACGAGAAACUCAGAAGAGCUUAAUUAAAGAGAAAAGAAAUUCAAGCUGAAAUAGAGAGAGCCGAUCGUGAAAACUCUGAUCUAAGAAGGGCAAAAGCUAGAUCAGAGGAUGAAACAAAGGAUCUUUAGACUUAAAUUGAAGCUCUAAAUAGACACAUCGAACUGCUUGGCAGGUAAAACGAUGAGCUUGCUCAAGAAUUGCAAAUAAUGGUUGAAACUGAUGAGUUAAUUAGAGAAAGACUAAAUAGAAGAGAAAGGGUGCAGUAGAUAAGAGGCAAAAAUGAAGAAUAACUUUACAGAUCAUAAGCUCAUUUAGAGAGAUCUAAAUCUCCUACUAACAAAUACAGGCAAUUCUGA